Molecule: messenger RNA, 4651 nt
Organism: Drosophila obscura
Lineage: Eukaryota; Metazoa; Arthropoda; Insecta; Diptera; Drosophilidae
Gene: CenG1A
Product: centaurin-gamma-1A
Exons: 8
Coding region: 618-3533 (971 amino acids)
Cellular component (GO): nucleus
Molecular function (GO): GTP binding; GTPase activator activity; protein binding
Source: RefSeq, a predicted model, not a curated record
GCGGUCGAUUUGGACGUGCAGAGCGGACCGUUUUCGUUACCGUUUCCGAGUGUUAGGGCCGCCGCGUAUGAUUUCGCGUAUUUUUUCUGGAUUACAAUAUACUGCCAGGGGCCAGCAAUAAUAAACAAAAAUAAAUUGCGGUGAAUCGGUGUCGUCACUCAUAAAAAUACAAAUAAAGUGUUUUUUUAUGAAAUAAAUGAAUACAAAGUGACCGAAAGUGUUAGUCAUACUCGUACCACAAAUUGAUGUGCUAAAUGCAAAAUGCAAAUUCAACGCCGCUCAUCAUCUCUCGCCGAGCCCAACAAGUUGCCAAGAUGUGGCCGAGGAAGCCAAUAAGUGCACAUAUCGUAUAAAUAGAUGCAGAUACUCGCCGUGGAAAUACGCGAAAACAGAAAGGAUUACACUAGACAAAAAAAACAAAACAAACAAACAAAGCAAAGCUAAAAGCCCACUAAGAAAUAGCGAAAACACUUUUCAUUGCCAACACGCGCAAAAACACAAACACAAACGCCCGCGCCCCCGCCCCCAUAGCGAAAACAAAGACAAACCAAAGAAAAGAAAAUCCCCAAAGGGAGUACCUUUCAACAGCAGAGUAGAUCGUCAGAUACUCUUCGAUCAUGCUGGCAGUCAAGAACUUUUUCCUGCCCGAGCGCACCAAGGCCCCCGAGACGCCGCAGCGGUUCUCCAGGAUGCCCGAAGCCUUUCUUCGCUCCAUCAGGAGACGCUCUCUGAGGGUGAAGCGGGCCAAGAGCUUGGUGGUUCCCGACCGCUCCGAGAAACGCAAAUCAGAUUCAUUCGUCAACAGCCAGGAAUGGACGAUCUCGAGAUCGGUGCCCGAUCUGAGGCUGGGAAUCGUCGGCUCCCUGAACUCUGGGAAGUCGGCGCUGGUCCAUCGCUACCUCACCGGCUCCUACAUGCAGGAGGAAUCGCCCGAGGGCGGUCGCUUCAAGAAGGAGGUCUUCAUCGAUGGCCAGAGCUACUUGCUGCUCAUACGCGACGAGGGUGGAGCUCCAGAAAUGCAGUUCGCUGGCUGGGUGGAUGCGGUAAUCUUUGUAUUCAGCCUGGAGAACGAGGGCAGCUUCAAUACCGUCUACAAUUACUACACGAAAAUGGCGCAUUUUCGGAACGGACAGGACAUACCCAUGAUACUGGUGGGGACGCAAGAUUCCAUCAGUGAGCGCAAUCCGCGUGUGAUUGACGACACCCGCGCCAGGAAGUUGGCCAGCGAUCUGAAGCGCUGCUCCUACUACGAGACCUGCGCUACCUACGGCCUGAACGUGGAGCGCGUCUUUCAAGACGCCUGCCAGAAGAUUCUGUCGCAACGCCUGCCGCUGCCGCCGUCAGUGCAGCCGCCCAGGCCCACAACCCCGCAAGGAAGUCGCCUCGGACUGGCACCCUACCAGGCGCCCACCAACGGACAGCACGGCCAACACGGCCAACACGGACAACACGGACAACACGGACAACACGGACAACAUGGACAACACGCACACCAUGGAAUGCACGGACAACGGGGACAGCAGCAGCAGCAGCUGCCGCUGCGGAUGAGCGCGGACUUUGCUCAGGCGGAGCAGAAGCUGUGGUCCCUGCAGGCGAGCAGCUCGUCCUCGGCCUCCUGCACGACGGUGGCGACCAACGAGAACAACAACGUUACCAAAUACAAUCCUGGAGCUGCGGUCAGCUCACUGCAGGGCGACUGCUCCCAGGUGCAGCUGCGAGAUCCACGCGACCUGGCACCGCCGCCCGGAAAGGAGCUGCCGACGCCCACCUCGACGCCCACGACGAGUCGCAAGAGCCGGCGACGCUCGAACCUGUUCAUUCCCUCCUCGUCGAAGAAGGCCGACAAGGACAAGGAGCCGAAGGGCAGCGAGCUGGGCAGCGGCCGCUCCAUUCCCAUCAAACAGGGCUAUCUCUACAAGCGCUCCAGCAAGUCGCUGAACAAGGAGUGGAAGAAGAAGUACGUGACGCUGUGCGACGACGGCCGGCUCACGUACCACCCAUCGCUGCACGACUACAUGGACGACGUGCACGGCAAGGAGAUUCCGCUGCAGUACGUGACGGUGAAGGUGCCGGGCCAGAAGCCGCGCGGCUCCAAGUCCAUCAUCACAAACAGUGCGCUGACCAGCUCGCUCCUGGCCAACGGCCAGAGGGCACAGAACACGCUGAGCGACGGCAUUGGCUGCCUCACCCUGGCCAAGGACAAUCAGCGCAAGCUGAGCGAAAAGCUCUCCCUCUUGGGGGCUGGAUCGGGAGCUGCUGCCGGCGGAACGGAGCCCCUCAAGUCGAACAGCUCACAGCAGACGAGCGGGGACGAGGGCAUAGCCAUGUCCAACUCCAACUCGCAGACCUUUAUUGCUGGAGAGGCUGCGGCAACGGCCACGGCCACGGCCAGCAAGCUGGAGGCCCAGACGCCGAAUGUGAAGAAGCGACACCGCCGCAUGAAGAGCAGCAGCGUGAAGGCGAGCGAGGCGGACGACAACGACGGCUACGAGUUCUACAUCGUCUCGCUGGACUCCAAGCAGUGGCACUUCGAGGCAGCCAACUCGGAGGAGCGCGACGAGUGGGUGGCCGCCGUGGAGCAGGAGAUCUUCAAGAGCCUGCAGAGCAUCGAGAGCAGCAAGACCAAGCAGGCCACCAGCACAGAUCUGGCUGCCAUGCUAGCCAUACGUCAGCGGGUGCCGGGCAACGGACACUGCGUCGACUGUGGAGCGCCAAAUCCCGAAUGGGCCAGCCUCAACCUGGGCGUGCUCAUGUGCAUCGAGUGCUCGGGCAUUCAUCGCAACCUUGGCUCGCACAUAUCCAAGGUUCGCUCCCUGGGCUUGGACGACUGGCCAUCACCCCAUCUCAGUGUGAUGCUGGCCAUCGGCAACAGUCUGGCCAACUCCGUCUGGGAGUCGAACACCAGACAACGGGCCAAGCCGACGGCGCAGGCCAGUCGCGAGGAGAAGGAGCGAUGGAUACGCAGCAAGUACGAGGCCAAGGAGUUCCUCACAUCCCUCGGCAGUGGCUCAUCGGCGCACCCAAGUCCCAGCCCGGGACAGCAGCUGAUUGAGGCUGUGAUACGCGCCGACAUCAAGUCGAUUGUUUCCAUUCUGGCCAAUUGCCCAGCGGAGGUGACCAACGCCAACGUGAGCGCCCGGGAUGUGCGCACGCCGCUGCUCCUGGCCUGUGCCAUAGGCAACCUGGCCAUUGCACAGCUUCUGAUAUGGUACGGGGCCAACAUUAAGCACACGGACCACGAGGGUCGUACGUGCCUGGCCUAUGCCCGGGCUGCCCAAUCGCUCGCCACGGCCAAGUCGAUGAAGGCCGCAGCGGCUGCGCAAGCGGGCACAACUGUACCCGCACCUGCUCCACCCGCCAACGGCGGAAUACCGGCUCCACAAUACAAUGUCGAGGACACGACGGCACUGGUGGAGCUGUUGGAGGGACUGGGCUGCCCCGAGGCGGCUCCACUGACCGCCAGCGGCACGCUGCCGCGCAGACGCGACACCCUGGGCACGCCUUACGAGAAGUCCGUGUCGGGUGUUAUCUAAAAUAGUUAAAUUUACAAUAAGCUAACCGCGGAUGUCUGAUGUACGAGGACGCUGACGAGGAUGUAAUGGAAUUAGUUGAAAUUCGAGAGGGAAAUUUGUAUAGCGAUUAGAGCAUAGGUUUUUAGGAAUGUUGUGCAAAUGUAAAUGUUUUAUUAUUAUUAUUAUAAUUAUUAUUAUUUUGGCAAGCGUUGAAUGGAAAUUCGGCAGUUAUAUCGAUGUUUUCAGUUCGUUUAGUUCCUAAGUCGUCCCAAAAGCCUGUACAGUCGUCUUGUUGUAAUCUCAAGUUUAUAAUUUAUUAUUUUCGUAUUACGUACCGCAAUUACUGCUAUUAUUGCACCUUAUUAUUAUGAUUAUUAUUGUUUUAUCGUGUGCAGGUUUUUUAUGUCGUUUGCAAAACAACUAAUUAUGUAGUAAUAUUAUUUUUUAACUCUCGAUUACCAGCAGAUCAGCAGAUUGCAGAAAGACUUCAGAAACAUCCAUACACUAUAUACAUACAAACAUACAUACAUACAUACACCUCUAACAAUAGGAACAGUAGGAGAGCUGAUGCUGAUGCAAAAAAUAUACGUAUAAACAAAAUGAAUCUAAGAUUAAAGCCAAAAACAAACUUAUGCUAUACAAUAUACACAACCACACACAUACACACUUAUACAUUAUACGAGUGUAUGUACACUCAUAGUUGAAAUUGCUUGAUAAUCGGUUACCACAAAUCAACACGCCUAAACCUAAACCCAAACAUGUACUACUUAUGUAGCUUAUGCUGAACCAAACUCACAAACAAACAAAACAAACAAAUUCGUAGCUAUGGAAAAUCCAACAAAAACUGAAUAUUGAAAGCACGUUUAACGGAUUGUACUAGAGAAAUUACCAUCACGAUGGUGUCAAAUCUAUCUGGACAACAAAUUAAACUGAAAGUAUUUGAAACCAAUUAUACAAAAUAGUUAUAAAUCAAUCAAUAUAUUACUAUAUGUAUACACCCUCGGUAUAUUGUGUACGCUAUUUGUACGAACUACAAACCACAAAACGUGACAAACUCAAUCUAAUUGGAAGGAAAAGCAGCACACAAAACCACAAAAACAAAAAACAACAAAAGAAGAAGAAAACCCUUUAAAUAAAAA